Austrofundulus limnaeus is the source of this 2970-nucleotide messenger RNA. Its product is annotated as endochitinase A. The record is from RefSeq and is a predicted model, not a curated record. Lineage: Eukaryota; Metazoa; Chordata; Actinopteri; Cyprinodontiformes; Rivulidae.
UCCAGCAUCUUCAGGACUCAGUUAAGAUUUUUGGAACUUGCUAAUGGCUUUUUUGCUAUCAGAGCUCAGAGUUUUUUUUGAGGUCAACAUGUCUGAGAGCCACUGGCAGGGGUUAUUACAGGAAAGGCCGKAGCAGCUGAACUCUCUAAAGUGGAAACUCUAUAUAAGACAGACACUGUGCAAGAGGAGAACUACACCAGAAAAUAAAUGAACAACAAAUAAACACUUAACAAUUAAGAAAUCAACCAUAAGCAAUCAAUUUUAUUACAUUUGAUUGUAAACAAAGAUGGAUUAAGUACAUUGAGAUAUGAAUCACAGAACAACAUAAAGUAAAGAAUAAAAAGAGAAAAAAAACCAACAGAAUUUAAGUAAUUGUUUCACUUUAAAACUUGAAUAUGAAGAAUGAUGGAAUGAAAGUGGUUUUUGGUUCACAAAUCUUCACAGAACUGUCCGGCUGUAAAUAAAAACAAAAUGAACAUUACAUUUAAUAUCAGGUAAAUGAUUACAUUAAAACAUCAAACAAGUGAUUUUUGAGUGGUUUUUCAGUUGACAACUUUGAAAACUGCAAGAAAAUUAAUCUUUUUAUGAAAAACAAAAUAUUUUAAGCUACUCUGAGACAGCAAACAGUGAAAGGAGGGUUUCAUAAUAUUCCUGCUGCAACUUCUUGAACUGACUAAUCUAAAUAAAUUCAAAAAAAAAAAAAACAAAUACUUGUGUUUCAUCAUAUUUUGGUAAGAUUUAGUUGGAUCCUUUACUAAAUCUGUUUAAGAAAACUUUGUCACGUAUAAGUAGUUAAAUUAAAUAUAACUAAUUAGUAAUAAUAAAAGUUUUUAUUUUCUGAGGCAUCUAGAGAUAAAAUAAUUCCUAAGAAUUAAAUUAAAAAACGAGCAACAUAUGUGUCAUGCUUGGUUGAUGAAAGGUCAGCUGAUGUGUUUUCUUUCUUGCAGGAGUUAGAAAUGCUGAUGGAGGUGUGUUACAGUAACGGCUUGGAGCCUGACCUUUCCCAGCAGUAUCCUCCGCCUUUAAUGCCAAAACCAGGCAAAGACAAUGCAAGGCUUCAAAAACUCAAAAAGAAGAGAGGCAAGAAAAAAGGCAGCCUUUCUCAGACGCCCAUCCCCUUCCGCUCCUGUUUGUCGCCUGUCAAUGAAGCGAGCACGGACCUUGAGCACAGCGACCAGUGCACCCCGCCGAGGACACCAGAUUCGGUUUACAUUGCAGACUCAUCCAUAUCCAGUUUCCCCUCAGGCCCAUUCUAUAAUCACUCUGCAUCUGCAUUCCCUCAUCAUCAGGGCAGCUUCCAUGGACACACUGGCAGCUUUUACCCUCUGCCCCAACCAGCAGCGACCAGGAGCACCAAGGAGCCGGUGGCUCCGCUGUACGAGUGCUCCUCUUUUUUAUUUGAUGAUGCUGCCCCUUUCAUGAUGCCACCAUUGACAUCACAAACUGUAUUGUCACAACAGCAGGUCCCUGCACCAUGCCCUCCCUCUGCUUUCAAGUGCAACACGACUUCAAAUUCACAUGGGUCAGUCACAACGGUUUCUCCAUUUGUUGCAUUGCAAUCCACCCCGAAAAUAUCAAUGCACAGUCUGACCCUCUCCCCUGCUGCUCCCAACUGUGGUCCAGGCAUGGCACCUACUCAAGUUUCAGAUCUAUCUCCUGUUCCAGUAUCACUAUCAGUUUCAAAUACUUAUACACAACCUUUCAUUUCCAGCCAGAGGGAGAUCAAUGCUGAUUUAAAGGAUAACUCAACUAGAAUGGCCAAAGCMAGCAGCAACGUCAACAGUGUUCUUCAACAAAUGCCGUCUGAAAUAACUGCAUCAAAAAUAUCACUUGUUGAAGGAAUGAAAGAGCCAAGGCCUGAAGCCAUGCAAGCUAAGAUGUAUACAUCAAAAGCAACACUUCAUGAGCUCUCAAAACGUCCCUCUAUCCAGGACCUCACAGUUCUAAACUCAUCAUCAUUACCUGCAGCAGUGGUGAACAGUGAUCAGAUCUGUUCACCUUGGACCCAGAGUGGGAGAUCCCACAUUCCUUCCUACACACCAGCUCAAAUAUCAGCACCUAGUUUUGAAAUACCAACCUCCAGUCCACUUUUAUCCACAGUGAGUCCUGCUUUCAACCUCUCCCGAGAUUUACAAGUCCCCAUUGUUCCAAGAGAGGCACUGGAACACAACUCAGCAAUCCAAACAUGCUGGAGGCCUCCAACUGUGAUGGAAGAACAGAAGCAAACUAACAGUGGUAGCAUAUCAUCCAUCAAAGAGAUGGAGAUUCAUAAUAAAGUAAAGAGUACAAUAAAUUUAAGUCUGGCUAGUACGGAGCUGUACCACAAAGAAAACACAACUGUGCCUGACUUUUCUUUGGUCAAAUCCUCACUCGCAGGACUAGACGACCCCAAAACAGACCACGUUUCAGAAAACAAACCUUCAUCUUUGCCAAAAGUUCCAUCAUUUCUUUCUGCACCACAGAAUCUGUACCCCACACAAGUUAUUUCAAUGCAAGCAUCCCUAAGUCCAAGCCCAGUGUUCUCCAUCCAUCGCCCUCCAGUAGUUGAAGCACGCAAGUCUUUAACAUCACUAUUGGAAACUCAAAUGACAUUAGCAAUUUCAAAGCCCAAAUCACGUUCUACAUAUUAUGGGCUCACCCCAACUGAGUAUGCUGCAUAUGGUGGAAUAAGGACUGCUGUGUCGCACCAGCUCUCUGCACCUCGCAGGAUGGAUGAAACGUCAGAUAACAUCCAGUCAGACAAUUGUGUAGAUGGAUCAGAUGUCUUAAAGCAUGACAGUCAGAUGAAUGGACCUGACGACCUACAUUCUGUGGUUCAUAUUAAGCAAUCCUCCCACUCAGAGAUUCCAGUCGAACUGGGUUUCAAACAUAGCAGUGAUGUCAUUGAGGAAAACCAGUCUGGAGCUGAGAAUACUGGAGUUCAGUCUAUUAACACAUCUAAUCUGGAAACAAUAAAACACAACCUUCCUU